Molecule: messenger RNA, 2328 nt
Organism: Haliotis rufescens (red abalone)
Lineage: Eukaryota; Metazoa; Mollusca; Gastropoda; Lepetellida; Haliotidae
Product: protocadherin Fat 4-like
Exons: 9
Coding region: 1-2328 (775 amino acids)
Biological process (GO): homophilic cell-cell adhesion
Cellular component (GO): catenin complex; membrane
Molecular function (GO): cadherin binding; calcium ion binding
Source: RefSeq, a predicted model, not a curated record
AUGACCAAAACUUUGCGCGUGACUCUUCAGAACGAAAACGAUUUAACACCAGAGUUCAUAGACUUCCCUUAUUUCGUCGACGUCCAGGAGGACUGGAACAUUAACGACAUCAUCUUGACGUUUAGCGUGCGUGACGGUGACGGCGACUCUAUAACCGCAAGUCUGGUCGACGGAGAAAUGUCACUGUUCUCUGUCACUGGCACGGAUGUCAUACUGGCGCAAAAGUUGGAUUAUGAAACUUCAACAAGUCACCCAGUAGUCAUCAGCAUUUCUGAUGGCCUCCAUGCUGCGAACCAGACACUGGUUGUCAGAGUUACUGACAUCGUAGACGAGACCCCCAACGUUGUGACCUUCACGCCCGUGUACGUGAUCGAAGAACUUCCGGUAGGGACGGCAGUCGAUGGCCUUUAUCACAUGACCGACCUUGACAGAGACGAUUCAUGGACCUUCACCUUGCAGGGAAGUGACAGCUCCUACUUCAGCAUCAACGCAACAUCCGGGUCAGUAAAACUCGCUCAGAGAAUUGACCUUGAGGCUCUGGCAGGUGACAAUGUCCUUGACCAAUUAACGAUGACCGUGACUGACCAGGCGGGCCUCCAGGCAACGGUUUCGCUCAGUGUGGAAAUACAGGAUAUUAACGAUGCUUAUCCUACCUUUGCGGAGUCCGUGUACAAAGUCAACAUUUCCGAAAGUUCAUCCACAGAGAUUUUGGUGGAUCUUGUCGCUACUGACGCCGACUCGGGCACAAACGGUGCUGUCACUAUGCAGAUCACCGACGGCGACGACCCCGGAGCAAGCAAGUUCCAGCUGAGUGGCACGCAGUUAUCUGCCCUUGGUGCCGACCUUGACUACGAGUCUCUGAAGGACACCCAGUAUAUGUACAUCCUGACUGUUUCAGCAACUGACUCCCCCGCGGGCGAGGCCCCCAAAACAGGCGUUACACUAGUCGUUGUGUCGAUAUUGCCAGUGAACGAGCAUGCUCCAGUGUGGUCAGCGGCCCUGUCUGUAUCCGGCGCUGUCCUCCCUGACCUCAACAUGCUGGAGAACGUCACAGUGGGAUCAGGUCUCCUCACGCUGCAGGCGACUGACGCCGACCACGGAGUCGACGGAGACAUCACCUACACCAUCACAUCUGCGGUCACAAGUACCGGGGAACCUGCAGUUGACCUGUUCGCUCUCAACUCAGUCAGCGGAACGCUCCGCACUGCCGGCUACCUGGACCGUGACGUCACUACGGGAGAGAUGUACUUCCACCUGACCCUCACAGCCAGAGACGGGGGCGACCCCUACAAGGAGACGUCAGCAACGCUCAAGAUCAUCCUCGACAACGUCAACGACAACGCCCCAGUGUUCACGUCAGCGGACUAUAAAAUUGACGUUGCAGAAACAACGAUAGUGGGAACGGUGAUACACACGUUCGACGCCGCCACCGACGUUGAUGGUGACGCCAUCACCUACACUGUCGUUGGGGGUCACGGCGACGUGUUUGGCAUCACGGGCGUGACUGUAGAAACGUUGGUUCUGCUGGAUUAUGAACAGGAGAGAUGCUAUUCCAUGGUCAUAAAGGCGUCGGACGGGACCCAUGACGUCAACGUUACCAUGACGAUAAACGUCACGGAUGUCAUUGACGAAGUUCCUGUUAUAACUGUCCACAAUCCUCUCACUAUAUCAGAAGAGCUUUCCAUAGGAAACAAGCUCAGCUGGGCGUAUGAUGUCACAGAUGGCGACAAUGGCGACACCUUCACCUAUACACUUACUGGACCUGACGCUGGGUACUUCAGUCUUGAUUCCACCACUGGACAACUGAGCACGGCUCAACGACUGGACAGAGAGGUCACGGCUGUCCUGGGGACACUGACCCUCCGCGUGGAAGACUCGGCAGGACUUGUUGAUAACGCCGACCUGGACUUCACCAUCACCGACAUCAACGACAACGCUCCGACGUUUGCCCAAGAUGUUCACACAGUUUAUGUUGCAGAAGGGGGAACAGUAGGAGUUGACUUGGUGAAUUUUGUGGUCAUCGACCUCGACGAGGGAGACAACGCCGCCUUUGACGUAACUGUAACUUCCGGUAACGAUGGUGGCGAGUUCCGGUUGGAUGGCCUCGUUCUGAAAUGCGACAGCUCGAUGAUGGACUACGAGACCGCUUCAGUGAACAACUACACCUACAUCUUGUCUGUACAGGCUGUGGAUAAGCCCACCGAUGGCGGUAGUUGGACUGGGUCGACCGUCGUCGUAGUUCAUGUAACUUCAACUCACAUCCAAACUUUGAUCAAAAUUAAACAUAGUGUGUUCCACCAACUCCCUCACGACCUAAUGCGUAUUUAA